Molecule: messenger RNA, 1650 nt
Organism: Myotis brandtii (Brandt's bat)
Lineage: Eukaryota; Metazoa; Chordata; Mammalia; Chiroptera; Vespertilionidae
Gene: NCK2
Product: NCK adaptor protein 2
Exons: 4
Coding region: 188-1327 (379 amino acids)
Biological process (GO): positive regulation of endoplasmic reticulum stress-induced intrinsic apoptotic signaling pathway; negative regulation of endoplasmic reticulum stress-induced eIF2 alpha phosphorylation; positive regulation of translation in response to endoplasmic reticulum stress
Molecular function (GO): protein binding
Source: RefSeq, a predicted model, not a curated record
GCCUCUGCUCCUUUACUACAAGAGAUUUCCCAGAGCAGAGUUCUGUGGAAGUGUGAGUUGGGUUUGGGAGCCUGGAGAAUUCCCGCCGCUCCGUCCCUGCACAGGUGUGAUCUGCUGGAGUCACCGCCAGGGGUUCUGGUGUGGCCAGUCAUCUCGUAGCUGAGGCCAAGGGGGGACCACAUGAAAGAUGACAGAGGAGGUCAUCGUGAUCGCCAAGUGGGACUACACGGCCCAGCAGGACCAGGAGCUGGACAUCAAGAAGAACGAGCGCCUGUGGCUGCUGGACGACUCCAAGACGUGGUGGCGGGUGCGCAACGCCGCCAACAGGACGGGCUACGUGCCGUCCAACUACGUGGAGAGGAAGAACAGCCUGAAGAAGGGCUCCCUGGUCAAGAACCUGAAGGACACGCUGGGCCUGGGCAAGACCAAAAGGAAGACGAGCGCAAGGGACGCGUCCCCAACGCCCAGCACGGAUGCCGAGUACCCUGCCAAUGGGGGCGCCGACCGCAUCUACGACCUCAACAUCCCGGCCUUCGUCAAGUUCGCCUACGUGGCCGAGAGGGAGGACGAGCUGUCCCUGGUGAAGGGGUCACGUGUCACCGUCAUGGAGAAGUGCAGCGACGGCUGGUGGCGUGGCAGCUACAACGGGCAGAUUGGCUGGUUCCCCUCCAACUAUGUCCUGGAGGAGGUGGACGAGGCGGCCGCGGAGUCCCCCAGUUUCCCGAGCCUGCGGCGGGGCGCGCCCGUGAGCAAUGGCCAGGGAGCGCGGGUUCUGCACGUGGUCCAGACGCUAUACCCCUUCAGCUCGGUCACCGAGGAGGAGCUCAACUUCGAGAAGGGAGAGACCAUGGAGGUGAUCGAGAAGCCGGAGAACGACCCCGAGUGGUGGAAGUGCAAAAACGCCCGGGGGCAGGUCGGCCUUGUCCCCAAAAACUAUGUGGUGGUCCUCAGCGACGGGCCUGUCCUGCCCCCGUCUCACGUCCCGCAGAUCAGCUACCCGGGGCCCGCGGGCAGCGGGCGCUUCGCUGGCAGAGAGUGGUACUACGGGAACGUGACCCGCCACCAGGCCGAGUGCGCCCUCAACGAGCGGGGCCGCGAGGGUGACUUCCUCAUCAGGGACAGCGAGUCCUCGCCCAGUGACUUCUCCGUGUCUCUCAAAGCGUCAGGGAAGAACAAACAUUUCAAGGUGCAGCUCGUGGACAGCGUCUACUGCAUCGGGCAGCGGCGGUUCCACACCAUGGACGAGCUGGUGGAGCACUACAAAAAGGCCCCCAUCUUCACCAGCGAGCACGGGGAGAAGCUCUACCUCGUGCGGGCGCUCCAGUGACGCCUGCCCGGGCCCUGCCGCCUCCAGCCUCGGUGCCGCCCUCACUUCCCCGAGCCGAGAGGUGGCCCCGAGAAGACGUGGCCUCCUCUGCCCGGCUGAUCUGUCCCGGCCGUACCUGCCUCCUGUUGGCCACCCAGGCCCUCGCUCCAUGUCCCAGGCCACCGCUCCUGGCCAGUGUUGAGAAGGGAGGGGGCGGGGUUGUUCUCUUUAUUUCUGCUCCGUUGGAAACAGCCUCAGUCUGUUCAACCUGUUCAUGCCGUCAGCACUGCGAUGAGAAGACGCGGUGCAGCGGGAACGCACGGAAGCUGCCCGGGAUGGAGUGA